UCGAGCCUCAAGACUCAAGACCCGAACUUUGCCCUAAAGGUCACUCUUUUUUCGCCAAAACGAAGACGACGGUCUCUUCAUUUUCAAAAUCCUUCAUCUCUUUUUAGCUCAGGCAAUGGAGGAAGCAAUCGCCAAAGCAGAUAAAGAGGUUCUUGCUGAGAUCGUGAAAUUCUCUCAAAAGAACAGCCUGAAAGGAUCUAAAGGAGGGUGGAAAGAGUUUUUGGAUUCUCACGACCAGAAAUUUGGCUCUGGGUUAAGCGAUCCAUCGAAAAGGUCUGCUGAUGUGUUGAUUGCGUUUCUGCUAACGUUCACCAAAAAAGAUUGCAAGUUCCUUAGUAAAAUGAUAAAGCGGCGGAGUGAUCGUGCGGAGAUGGAGAGGUUUGUUAAAGAGUUUCCUGAUCAGGAAACCCCGGAACAGAGGUUGGUCCAGUUGACUGUUGAGCACCCCCAAUACACUCAACAUUACUCCUUCCCAUCCCAUGAUGAGGACUGGAUGAUUGUGCCCCUAGGUAAAAUUUUUAAGGUAAUGAGUUCACAAACAUUACUUUCUGUUGAUUGCGAGAUGGUUCUUUGCCGAGAUGGUACUGAUGCGGUAGUCAGAGUAUGUGCUGUGGGUCGGAACUUGGAGGUUAAACUUGAUAAACUUGUAAAACCCAGUAAAGAUGUUGUUGACUAUAGAACAUAUAUUACUGGUAUCUCUGCUAAAGAUUUGGAGGGCGUUACAUGUUCAUUAGAUGAAAUACAGAAAAGUUUGAAGAAGUUGUUAUCACAUGGUACAAUUUUAGUUGGCCACGCGUUACAUAAUGAUCUGAAAGCAUUAAAGAUUGAUUAUCCACGAGUCAUUGAUACAGCAUCCAUCUUCAAGUUGAAGAACUUGCCUACUACUUAUUCACCUUCAUUAAACAAUUUGUGUAAGUCUGUGCUGGGUUAUGAAGUUCGUAAGGAAGGUGAACCACAUAAUUGCCUUACUGAUGCACAAGCUGCAAUGAAGUUAGUGCUUGCCAAGCUGGAGAAUGGAUUUGAUGAUCCGAUUGCCAUUGAUGGAAAAAAUGUGCCAGAGUCUGAUCUAAUGAAGCUGUUUCUUCACAAAGUACCUGUUGAAGUACCUUGUCAAGAAUUGCGGGGUGUAUUUUCUGUGAAAUAUGAUAUUGAUAUUCAGGAUGAUUUAAGAGUUCGAGGCCAACACUAUUCUACUUUUGCCAUUUUUAAGGAUGCGGGAGAUGCCUACUCCGCAUUUAGAGGAAUAGAAGGGCAAGAAACCAUGGACACUAGCGGACGUCUACAGAAGAAUGUCACGCUCACACAGAGCACGGGACGAACAUUUACUUUCUAUGUCCGCAGGAUGACAGCAGACGGUCUUCUUAAUAACAUCAAGUUCCCAAAGAAAAGAAACGCCCUAGAAGAUGACACCCAAGACCAGAAAAGGCAGAGAACGUCCCUGCUACAGUGUUAUCACAUAGAAGAAAUCGAGAAGCUGAAGCAGGAGCUCCGAGAUAGAGAUGAUCUUGUGAAAGAAAUCGAGAAAUUAAAGCAAGAGCUCCGAGAUAGAGAAGAUCGUGUCGAAGAAAUCGAGAAAUUAAAGCAAGACCUUCAUGAUAGAGAAGAUGAGAUAUUUAAAUUGCAGGAGAUUAUUGCUUCUCGUGAGGAAACAUGAAUCGUAGACUGAGCUUUCUCAAUAAUAACAAUGUAACAUUAUUUAUCUGUCUCGGGUCUUUCAAUCAGUGUGUAAUUGAGACGGAUAGCUGCUUUCUGCUGAGAGUAAGAAAGCAAUUUUGAGAGAAGAGUAAGAAAAAUCAUCGUUGGUUCUCAACUUCUCAUGGAACUAACUGCUGUUGAAUGUGAUCGAGGCAGAUUUGAUUGAGAAUCUGAUGCAAAACUGGAACAUACCGGAGAAAUCACAUGAUAUUAUUGUAUUUUAAUUUGAGAACUAUUCGGUUAAUAUGUAUCAUGGGAAUGUGGGUAAUGAGAUAUAAUACCUGAGUUUAGGUAAUUGAAACCUUUAAUGUUAUUCUGGUUUUCUUUAAA
Molecule: messenger RNA, 2025 nt
Organism: Asparagus officinalis (garden asparagus)
Lineage: Eukaryota; Viridiplantae; Streptophyta; Magnoliopsida; Asparagales; Asparagaceae
Product: small RNA degrading nuclease 1-like
Exons: 12
Coding region: 116-1654 (512 amino acids)
Cellular component (GO): nucleus
Molecular function (GO): nucleic acid binding; exonuclease activity
Source: RefSeq, a predicted model, not a curated record